AUGAAUAUAUCAUUCUGGAAUGUAAGAGGAUUAAAUAAAUCAUCUAAACAGCAUUUAAUAAAGUUGUUCUUAUCUCAGUAUCAUCUGUCCUACAUUGCUUUGCUCGAAACAAAGAUUAGAGAAAGCAGAUUGAAGGAUGUAGCAAAGAAAAUUGCAAAAAACUGGAACUGGCUAUCUAAUGUCACUAAUCAUGGAAAAGCUAGGAUAUGGAUUAUGUGGAAUCCAAAUAUUCUUGACAUUCAAGUUAACAAGAUAUCAGAUCAAAGUAUCACCUGCAAAGUACAAUCCUUGGAUGAGAGAAUGAAAUGUGUUAUUACUUCAAUAUAUGGUUUAAACCAAAUGCAAGCAAGAAAGGAUUUGUGGCUGGAAUUGAAGAUGCUACAACUCUCCACUAUAAAUGAACCUUGGCUUUUAUGUGGUGAUUUCAACACUGUUAUCAGUAAUGAUGAAAAGUUUGGUGGAUCAAUUCUUUCUGAAGCUGACACAAAGGAUUUUAGAGAUUGUAUUAAAGACUGCAACUUAAAUCAUCUAAAAACAACUGGUUGCUUUUAUACUUGGAAUAACAAACAAGAUCAAGACUCAAGAGUGUGGAGUAGAUUGGACAUGGCUCUGGUGAAUGAUGCUUGGAUUCACUUGUAUACUUCUAGUCAGGUUGAAUUCUUACUCCCUAGAUUUUCUGAUCACUUCCCUGCUUUGGUAUAUUUUUAUGAUGAGUGUCCAGGUGGGAAGAAACCAUUCAAAUUCUUUAAUAUGUGGACAAAGCAUGAUAGCUUCCUUCUAGUUGUUACUACAAUUUGGCAAACAAAAAUUGAUGAGUAUAAAAUGUACUCAGUUUGCAUGAAGCUUAAGCAACUAAGAGGAGCUCUUAAAGACAUUAACAAGAAGCAUUAUUACAAUAUCAGUGAGCAAGUUCAAAGAGCUAAGUUUGCACUUGAUGAAGCUCAAGGAAACCUCUAG
Molecule: messenger RNA, 957 nt
Organism: Asparagus officinalis (garden asparagus)
Lineage: Eukaryota; Viridiplantae; Streptophyta; Magnoliopsida; Asparagales; Asparagaceae
Exons: 1
Coding region: 1-957 (318 amino acids)
Molecular function (GO): catalytic activity
Source: RefSeq, a predicted model, not a curated record